AUGGAAGCUAGUCAUGUGACAAAUCACUUGGGUGUGUCUAUAUGCAUCGAAGAAUACCUGAGAGAGGACGAGAGACAACCUCUCCCCCUCACCCCCACACCACCAUCUCCCCGCCCCCUACUGACAAUCCUAUUCCCAGCGGCCCCUCAGCAGAUGAUGGAUGUGACAGGGAAGGCCCUUGUGGCGGCUGGGAGCCCCGACCUAGCUGAUGGCUUAUUCAUUACAGCAGGCUUCCACUGUCCUUUAAGGACCCUAAAUGCCACAGAGCAGAGCUGUGCUCAACACAAACACCUUUAUUGUGAUGGAUGUGGCAGCACAGGCCCUGCUGGAUCUACAGUCACAGAUGAAGACACCGUGAAGAGAUACUAUGCUAAGUUUGAGGAAAGGUUUUUCCAGACCUGCGAGAAGGAGCUGCUGAAAAUCAACACAUUCUAUUCAGAAAAGCUUGCUGAAGCCCAGAGACGUUUUGCCACACUGCAGAAUGAGCUGCAGUCUUCACUGGACGCUCAGCGUGAGAGCAUUGCUCCGCCCGGCCUGCGGAAACGCAAGACAAUGUUCCACCUGUCACAGGAGGAGCGCUGCAAACACCACAACAUCAAGGACCUGAAGCUAGCCUUCAGCGAGUUCUACCUCAGCCUCAUCCUGCUCCAGAACUACCAGAACCUGAACUUCACUGGUUUCCGUAAAAUUCUGAAGAAGCAUGACAAGAUCCUGGACACUUCUCGCGGGGCAGACUGGCGUGUGGCUCAUGUGGAGGUGGCACCUUUCUACACCUGCAAGAAGAUCACACAGCUUAUCUCAGAGACAGAGACCCUCGUCACCACAGAGCUGGAGGGAGGAGAUCGUCAGAGGGCCAUGAAGAGGUUGAGAGUUCCUCCACUGGGGGCAGCUCAGCCUGCUUUGGCCUGGACAACCUUUCGUGUCGGUCUCUACUGCGGCUUCUUUAUCAUUCUGGCCAUCUCCUUCAUUCUCAGUGGUGUUGUGUUCAUCCGCUUCGAGAAUGUGUGGCCACUGGUGCGGAUCUAUCGGGGCGGUUUCCUGUUGAUCCAGUUCCUCUUCCUGUUGGGCAUCAACACAUACGGAUGGAGACAGGCCGGAGUCAACCAUGUCCUCAUCUUCGAGAUCAACCCCCGAAACAACCUCUCACACCAACACCUGUUUGAGAUUGCUGGUUUCCUGGGUGUGUUGUGGUGUCUCAGCAUCCUCUCCUGUCUCUACUCAGAUUACACCUACAUCCCCAUGCAGAUCAACCCGCUCAUCCUCUAUGGCUUCAUGGUGCUCUUCCUCCUCAACCCCUUCAAGACCUGCUACUACAAAUCACGCUUCUGGCUCCUCAAGCUGCUGUUUCGCGUGUUCACCGCACCGUUUCACCGGGUGGAGUUUGCAGACUUCUGGCUGGCUGAUCAGCUCAACUCGCUGGUGUUUGUUCUGAUGGAUAUGGAGUAUCUGAUCUGCUUCUACAUCUUUGAGCUGCAGUGGAGCAACAGCAAGGGCCUGCUGCCCAAGUUUAAAGACCCUAAUGACUUCGUAUGCCAUAGCUACUCGUACGGUCUGCGUGCCAUCAUCCAGUGUCUGCCCGCCUGGUGUCGCUUCAUCCAAUGCCUGAGGCGUUACCGUGACACCAAGAGGGCCUUCCCUCACCUGGUGAACGCUGGGAAAUAUUCUACCACCUUCUUUGUCGUCACAUUCGCUGCGCUCUACGCCACACACAGAGGUAGGACACACAAACAUAUGUCAUGUACCUCAGAUAGUAGGUUUGAUCUGAGCUGA
Messenger RNA from Morone saxatilis (striped sea-bass), 1770 nucleotides. RefSeq names its product xenotropic and polytropic retrovirus receptor 1a (gene xpr1a). The transcript has 12 exons. Gene Ontology annotation, cellular component: Golgi apparatus; cytoplasm; plasma membrane. The record is from RefSeq and is a predicted model, not a curated record. Lineage: Eukaryota; Metazoa; Chordata; Actinopteri; Moronidae. The coding region runs from base 1 to 1770 and encodes 589 amino acids. Gene Ontology annotation, molecular function: inositol hexakisphosphate binding. Gene Ontology annotation, biological process: cellular response to phosphate starvation; phosphate ion transport.